GGAGGGCAAGAUCCCAGAAGUUAGUCUCACAAACAAAACAGCAGCGGGGUAAAAGGAAAUUGAAAAGGAUGUCCAGGACGCCCACCUGACGCCCACCUGACCCCAAGUGUCCCUCAACCCGGAAGUGAUUUUCUCCUUUUCCUCCCCCUCUACGGUUAAGAAGGGAGGAGAAGGGCUGCCAGGUCUGGCCCGGCAUGCCUCGGGCUUCCGGUGACCUCUGGCCCUUUUCUGUCGCACGCUCUUGCUUCCUAGCGUGCUCGCUCUCUCACCGCCUUCCUUACCUUCCUCCCGUUUUCCUUCGCUCGCUGCCUGGUGACUGUGGCGCCCGCGACCAGCAGAGAGACGGUGGCGGAGGACAUUCGUCAUGGCCGCCUCUAAACCUAUAGAGGCGGCGGUGGUCGCUGCGGCUGCGGCUGCGCCCGGCUCCGGGAGUGGGGUGGGCGGCGGUGGAGGUGCGACUGCGGGCCCGGGCACUGGGGGCCUGCCGCGAUGGCAGCUGGCCCUGGCGGUCGGUGCACCCCUGCUGCUGGGCGCGGGUGCCAUGUACCUAUGGAGCCGGCAGCGACGGCGCCGAGAGGCCGGGGGCCGAGGCGAAGCCGGCGGCCUGAAGCGCAACAGUGAACGGAAGACCCCGGAGGGCAGGGCCAGUCCGGCCCCGGGCAGCGGACACCCCGAAGGCCCCAGUGCUCACCUGGAAAUGAACUCUCUUGAUAGAGCCCAAGCAGCCAAGAACAAAGGCAACAAAUAUUUUAAAGCAGGAAAAUAUGAACAAGCUAUUCAGUGCUAUACUGAGGCUAUCAGUUUGUGCCCUAUGGAGAAGAAUGUUGACCUUUCCACGUUUUAUCAAAACAGAGCUGCUGCCUUUGAACAGUUGCAAAAAUGGAAAGAGGUGGCACAAGAUUGUACAAAGGCUGUUGAACUUAAUCCCAAAUAUGUGAAAGCUCUCUUUAGACGUGCAAAAGCCCAUGAGAAGCUAGACAAUAAGAAGGAAUGCUUAGAAGUGUUCAUUUUUAUUUUCAGUUCAGGAUAUUUAAAGGCCAAACAGUAUAUGGAAGAAGAAAACUAUGAUAAAAUCAUAAGUGAAUGCUCAAAAGAGAUAGACGCUCAAGGCAAGUACAUGGCAGAAGCGCUAUUGCUACGAGCCACCUUCUACUUGCUUAUUGGCAAUGCCAGCGCAGCCAAGCCGGAUCUGGACAAGGUCAUCAGCCUGCAAGAGGCCAGUGUGAAGGUAUGCGGAAAUACGCGUGUGUGUGGGAAAACUAGCAAAUAUCGCCAGGCGUAUACGGGAAGCAAUUCUUCACAAAUCCAAGCAGCUAUGAAAGGUUUUGAAGAAGUCAUAAAGAAAUUCCCCAAGUGUGCUGAAGGCUAUGCACUAUAUGCCCAGGCAUUAACAGAUCAACAACAGUUUGGUAAAGCUGAUGAAAUGUAUGAUAAAUGUAUUGAUUUGGAACCAGAUAAUGCCACAACAUAUGUUCAUAAAGGUUUACUUCAACUUCAGUGGAAGCAAGAUCUGGAUAGAGGUUUAGAGCUUAUCAGCAAGGCUAUUGAAAUUGACAAUAAAUGUGACUUCGCGUAUGAAACCAUGGGAACUAUUGAAGUGCAGAGAGGAAACAUGGAAAAAGCCAUUGACAUGUUCAACAAAGCUAUUAACCUGGCCAAAUCGGAAAUGGAGAUGGCUCAUCUAUACUCACUCUGCGAUGCUGCCAAUGCCCAGACAGAAGUUGCAAAGAAAUAUGGAUUAAAACCACCAACAUUAUAAAAUUUGGGGGAAGGAAAAUGACCCUCUUUUUAGAAGUUUUCCCCUCUCCAACUGAACCCUAAAGACACUGUCAUGAACCUGUUGAAUGGUGGAACUUAGUAUUUCCGUUUGUGCUGUUGUCAUUCGUCACACCUGUUCACGUUUAGGUGUUGUGGGAAGUGGCUGAGGAAGGCAGUGUGCGGUGUUGCAGCUUUUCUUCCGUGUGCAACAAAAGCUUACAACUUGUUAAAGGGAUAUUAAAAUAAAGUUGCAGAGUACAAAUGAUAAUUGGCCAUGCAAAUAAACACUUUUGACUUUUUGUUUAGGGUGGGGGUUGGGGGGAUGGUUGUUAUCUGGAUGAUUUUGUCUGUGUGUGUGUUUUUAGUGAGUAUUUUACAGCAUGUUGGUUUUUAAAUUAACAUAGCCAAGUGCUCUAAAAUAGGUUUCUUUGAGAUUCGAUUAAUCCCUUUUAGUUGAUUUUUUUAAGGAAACCAAGUUUAAGUGGGGAUUUUGUUCUUAAGGCAGCAAAACUGAGAGACCCUUUUAAACUAUUGUCAGCAUGCACAAUGCCUCUGAAUCUGCAAAUGUUAGACUCAGUGGCAACUAUUACGCCUUCUGACCCUUCACCUCUGCUGAAUAAUGUACAUAAUUCUUAAAGUGUACAACAGCUGGUUUUCAUAUAGUCAAUUAUGCAGGAGCAAAAUAUUCUGAUUGAUAUAUGUUCUGGAAGACUGAGUACUAAUGGGAGAGUGGACCAGAUAAGAGGUAAGGUGAAAUGUAAACUUUUUUAUAAUGGCCCAUAGCUAUUUUCUGUAAUAGGUAUCAAUGUACUUUUUAAAGAAAAUACAGGUUGGUAUCACUUCAUAGUGUACUUUUUAAAGAAAAUGCAGGUUGUAUGUAUAAAGAUGGAAUAAGUGUAAUAUGUGGGAGUAUUUAAUUAGCUUAAAAUUUCUAGCGAAGAAAAUGUGGCUAAAGGUUCAAAAAGGAUGUAAGUCGUGGAGCCUGAAGCACAGGGUAGUGCUUCAACUAUGGCUGAAUGUACUUAAUAAAUUUUGAGCCAGUAUUUUCAAAGAUGCUGAGGAGUGCUAUUUUGCACUAACCUUGGUCUCUAAGGAUAACGGGUUGCCCAUGUCCAGGUCUCCACUAGGGAGAGUCAGGUUUUUGUUUUGUUCAUUUUGUUUUUACCUCACCUAAGAAAUCAUUUCAUGGUUUUUCUGUUUCUUCCAGUUGUCACUUUUAUAGGCCAUUCUUUUGCUUUUAAACUGCAUUUUUCUGGUGGUUGUAUUCUUAAGGGGUCUCUUAAGAAUGAAAUAUUUGGGGUGGGGAGAGGUUUAUUUAAGCCUAAAAAUAGUAAAAAAGCAAGCUUUUAAUUAUACUUUCCUGGAAAUGAAAUCUAAUUAGAGUUUACAUUGUUGGGCGUAAAGGAGCAUUUUACCCCUCUUUUAAAAGGGUGCUUUAUCCUAUUGAAACCAAAAAGAUUUUGUCUACAAAUGCUGUCUUUUUAGAAACUACUAGAAAUGACUGCCUUCCAAAGUUAGAGUCUGGAAAAUAUAGAGGGGGCUUCUAACUAAUUAGCAGGGGCAGUUAACAUAAUUUGACUUGGGUAAUGGAAAUAUGAGAGCUCUGCAUUUUAGUUCUUAAAUUAUGUACCUACAGUAACUCCUAAAUACAGAAAUAUUCUGUAUCACUGAAUAACCUCUGACCUAAAAAAGUUUUUAUUUGCAUGGCUGUAUUUACACUAACAUAUUUUCUUCUACUCUUCUCCCUUCCUACCCCUUGGGGUUGGGUAGAAAAACACACAAAGGAAAUUGAAGCAUGUACCAUUCAAUACUGUCAUUCCAAAUCUUUACGGACUAUUGCCUGUUCUGAAAAGUAUUUGAACCUGCACUGAAAGCUGCAUCUGUCUGUAUCUUUUGUAAAUGACCUCACAUGUAAAUUCACCAAAUAAAUAUUACAUUCAAGCUUUUCUAUCCUUUAAA
Molecule: messenger RNA, 3717 nt
Organism: Hipposideros armiger (great roundleaf bat)
Lineage: Eukaryota; Metazoa; Chordata; Mammalia; Chiroptera; Hipposideridae
Gene: TOMM70
Product: translocase of outer mitochondrial membrane 70
Exons: 8
Coding region: 365-1759 (464 amino acids)
Biological process (GO): protein import into mitochondrial matrix; protein insertion into mitochondrial inner membrane
Cellular component (GO): mitochondrial outer membrane
Molecular function (GO): protein binding; transmembrane protein transporter activity
Source: RefSeq, a predicted model, not a curated record